Molecule: messenger RNA, 471 nt
Organism: Nezara viridula (southern green stink bug)
Lineage: Eukaryota; Metazoa; Arthropoda; Insecta; Hemiptera; Pentatomidae
Source: the annotation of a GenBank genome assembly
AUGUUUAAUUGCAACUUGUGUACGAAAAAAGUAGGCUGUGAAGACAAAACUAAAGUAGUUUGUGUCACAUGUCAAAACUUAUUUCACGUGAAAUGUACAAAAAUCAAUUUUACAGACUUAGAUGACCUAAAAGAGACCAGCAAAAAAUGGAGAUGUAGCGAUUGCGAGUUAUCAUCGGGUACGUUGCCAGCUGCUGAGUCUAGUAAUAUACUUGACCUACUGGGAGGUCUGACCGAGGAAGUCAGGGAAUUGAAGUCCAAACUUCAAGAGAUAGAUGAACUCAAGGAGUUAAAGGAAGCCCCACAGAAUCAGUCGGAACUCUCAUUUGAGAACAUGGACCGUUUACUAAAAAUAGAAACACUCUUAGAGGACCAAAAAACCCAUGUUGAAAAUAACAGACUAAAAACAAAAAUAUCAGAGCUUGAAAGCCGACUAAACUUUACAGAACAAUAUUUGUUAGACAGACGGUGA